UCCAACAGAAUUGACCAUUAAACAACACCGAACAGAAUUUUCCUAACAUUAUCAUUGAACUGAAUAAUAUACAGCCAAACUGUUCAGCUUUGUAAUUACUUAUAAGAAAGCCGAGCACUCACUUCAAUCAGUUAUUUACAAUCAAACUGUUGCUCAUAUCAUCCUCAGUUUUGUGCUUUUAGUUUUGUGUCUUUUUGGUUUUGAAUUUGUAUUUUGCACGAUGACCGACGGUGGCAUGUGUUAAUAUUAGUACAGUAAAGGCGAGAUACUAUUUCGUUUUUUAGAAAUUUACACCAAAGUGGAAAUUAGAAUUGAAUAUUAUUAAAUGAACAAGUGGAAAUCGAACGCUCAUUUUCAUACGUAUACGCUACUGAAAAGUAAGAAAGAAACGCACACGACCAUCAUAUCAAGUUAAAUAGAAAGACAUUUUUACUGUUAUUGUUGCUGCUCGUUAUCAGGAAAGGCAAUAAUACGAAUUAUGCUGAUAAGUACUUGAUAAGGAACCGUUGUAACGAGACAGAAAUUAAUGACCGUGUUUGAAUUAUACUCAAAUUAAAUAAAAUUCAGCUGUGCGGUAUGCCGGUCGAUUCGGAAAAUAAUUACUACUAAAAGUAAAGAUUUUCUCAAAGUUUUUCUUGUUUUAUCGUUUUAAGUCGAAGCCAAUUUUUCGUAUAAAUCGUUCUCACAAAACUCGUUUUCUUUUUCUCAUCAUAAUAAACAUUCAAGUGCAAAACAUUGAAUCUGUGUAUCGCUUUUUUGGCUAUUUUCGGAAUCACAACAUAAGUUCAACUAAAGCACAUUCAACCAAAGAGGAAAACAUGAUAAAGAAAAUCGACACAACGAGAAAAAAUUACUUCAUGAUCGAACUGAAAGUGAAUUUCAGUUGAAACAAAUGUACAAAGACGAGGAUUAUAAACUGUGUGUGGUGUGUUAAUUGAACGUUUCUGUGAUAUUAUUUUGUUCAACAUUGACAAAUCAUCGAAGUACUUAAUUUUUCGAAAACAUUAAAUAUCAGUUAUUGGUGCAUAACCGAAUACAUUAACUGCUGUGCGCUGUGACUAGAUUUUUUUAAAUAUAAAUUUUCUACAAAAAAAAUGGCUGGCGACGAAUCACGGUUUCUCGUUAGCACGUUGUCAACACCAACAGUGAUCAAAACGGACACAAAUGGAGCCACUAGUCCGAUUGUCGAAAUGCAACCGGAUAAAGCGGCACGAGGGAAAGCGUUGCGACAAGUCAUUGCAGCCUUUAUAGCUAACUUAGGUACAAUAAAUACGGGUCUGGUGUUUGGAUUUAGUGCCGUUGUUAUUCCACAAUUGAAAGCCAAAGACUCACUUAUUCCGAUAGACGAUACACAAGAGUCCUGGGUUGCAUCGCUUUCCUCGGCUGGCACUCCGUUCGGGUGCUUACUUAGCGGCUAUGUGAUGGAUCGAUUAGGAAGGAAGAAGACUCUUAUCAUGAUUGAAAUACCGCUGAUAAUUGGCUGGCUACUGAUAGCAUUUGCGUCCGAUAUUACAAUGAUCUACAUUGGCCGAGUCCUGGUCGGUUUUGGUAGUGGUUUAGUCGGUGCACCAUGUCGUGUCUACACAUCCGAAGUUACGCAACCACAUCUGCGUGGCAUGUUGGGAGCGUUUGCAUCGGUCGGAAUCAGUCUGGGUGUCUUGUUUCAGUACACAGUCGGGUCAUUUGUCACAUGGCAAGUAUUAUCGGGCGUGUCGACCAUCAUUCCGUUGCUAGCGUUGAUUUGCAUGUUAUUCAUGCCGGAGUCACCCAACUAUUUGGUUUCGAAAUCGAAGCCGGAGCAAGCGGUUAAGUGUUUGGCCAAAUUGCGUGGAUCGACGGUCAAUGUUCAGAGGGAGGUGGAUCAAAUGCAACUUUCCGUUAACAAAGCCAAAGCAAAUUCAAAAAAAUCGUCGGCUAGAGACACAUUAUCGGCUCUAUUGAGCCCGGCCACGUUGAAACCGUUUGCCAUCCUUACUAUAUACUUUGGGAUGUAUCAGUUCAGCGGCGUGAAUACAAUAACAUUUUACGCUGUUGAGAUCUUUCAAGAGACCGGCACUACGAUGAACAAAACCACCUGCACGAUAAUGCUGGGCGUUGUGCGCUUAAUAUUUACAAUAAUCGCUUGCAUAGCUAUGAGGAAAUAUGGACGCCGGACGCUCACAUUUAUUUCCGGUAUUGGAUGUGGUGUGACAAUGAUUGGACUGGGUGUAUAUCUCUACUUCCUUCAUCAGUGGAAGACGGCUGAUCCGCCAAUUGAACCGAGUGUAACGUGGUUUCCAGUCGCUUGCAUUUUCAUUUUCACCAUAACUUGUACACUGGGAUUUUUGGUAGUUCCGUGGGUAAUGAUCGGCGAAUUAUAUCCCCUAAAAGUACGAGGCACUGUUGGCGGAAUGACAACAUGCAUGGCCCAUAUUUUCGUAUUCAUUGUCGUUAAAACGUAUCCUUUUCUGGCACAUGCUCUCUAUCAACACGGGGUUUUUAUGAUGUACGGAUGCAUAUCGUUUUUGGGAACCGUUUUCUUCUAUCUGUAUCUUCCUGAAACCAAAGGAAAAACGCUACAAGAAAUCGAAGACUACUUUUCUGGUCGCACAUCAACUCUCAAAACAAAAAAACAGCAAAACUUCGACACCAAUUUGACGAAGAACAAAGAUCAAGGUCUUAUCGUGGAAAAAGACAAACUGUUGUCGUAGCCCCACUAUGUUUCAUCUGCAUUCACAAAUUUCGGAAUGAAGUUAAUUAGCAUAAAAGUGAUAUUUUACGUGUAUUAUAAGUGUUACUGCUAAGGUUUAAAAAAUCAACAAAAAGUUCAAAGUACGAAGCUGGUCCUGCGUGAAUGGAAUAUUCUAAGUUUGAAAAAUAAACUUAACAAAAACAAAACUUGUUAUCCAAUGAGGUGAAUAUAAUGAAUGUUGUUGUUGCAAAUUU
This is a messenger RNA of Bradysia coprophila, 2925 nucleotides long. Its product is annotated as facilitated trehalose transporter Tret1-2 homolog. Gene Ontology annotation, cellular component: membrane. NCBI's taxonomy places the organism in Eukaryota, Metazoa, Arthropoda, Insecta, Diptera, Sciaridae. Gene Ontology annotation, biological process: transmembrane transport; carbohydrate transport. The record is from RefSeq and is a predicted model, not a curated record. Gene Ontology annotation, molecular function: sugar transmembrane transporter activity.